This is a messenger RNA of Neolamprologus brichardi, 978 nucleotides long. The record is from RefSeq and is a predicted model, not a curated record. Lineage: Eukaryota; Metazoa; Chordata; Actinopteri; Cichliformes; Cichlidae.
UCUGUCAGGUGGAGGUGGAUGAGGGGGUGGAGUCUUUGGAGCUGCCCUUCAAAACGAAUAUCCAUGUAUAUGAGAACGGCUCUGACCAGCUUGAAGAACAGGACCAGAUUUACAGAGACCGAACAAAGAUGAAUGAAGACCUGCUGGGAACUGGAGACCUCAGUCUGACCCUGAAUCACCCCACAGAGAGAGACAAUCAUUCUGACCUUCCCACUCUCACACCGUCUCCCAACUCAGCUCAGAUGUUUGAGUAUAAGGACUUGAAUCUGAGCUGCGGCAUUCAAGGAUGGACAGUCAAGAGAUUCAGCACCUUCGAUAAACAAGUGUCCGGAUGUGAAGUCUGGGGAAAAGCUACUUCCUAUGGUUGCACCCUCCACAAAAUCAAGGGGCUCGACAGUGCUGUUUACUGGUGCGAGUCUCCUACACACCAGCGGAGCAACUCAGUCAACAUCACAGUUUAUGAACGAGAAUAUACUCCAGUAAUCCUGCAGAGUCCCGUCCUCCCCGUGAUGAAGGGAGAUAAUGUUACUCUGCUCUGUGAAUCAAAGAACAGUCAAUCCGACAUCCCAGCAACUUUCUAUAAAAAUGAAUCUAUUAUUGGGACUGCGCCUAGAAGUCACAUGAUCAUCUAUAACGUCACAAAGUCUCAUGAAGGCAUCUACAAGUGUAACAUGAGUGUGGGAGUGUCUCCAUCCAGCUGGCUGUUCAUCAUAGAUCCUGAAGAUCCCAAUGCCCCCACCUCAGAUCCUCACAAAAACCUGUCGUCUCUGGGAAUACUGCGCUACAUCUUGGUGUACUGCCCAUAUGUAAUUUCCACAUUCCUCAUGGUUUCUAUAUAUCGCAUGUCUGCAGGAAGGAGCUCACAUGUUUCCAUGACGAUGCCUCCACCCACCGAGGAAGAUGACGAUCAGUCAUAUGAUGAUGUCAUGGCUGACGUCACCACUGAGCAUAAUUUCUAACUUAAACUCUUUGUCAUGU